AUGUCCGAUAGGAUAAGCUCUCUGCCGUUGGAGAUCGUCCUCCACAUUCUCUCGUACCUUCCUUUCAAGUCAUUGCUAGCCUUUGGGGAGACUUGUCAUACCAACUUCGAGUCACAUACUCUGUGCCUCAGUUGUCUACGGCUCGGUGUCUUUGAGAAGCGCUCCCAUGCAGCUAUCUCCUUACUUCGAGCUGGAUGGUUGACGCCAGAGCAGAUGCUAGCCGGUCCGGUUGAUAAAGUUCGGGGCGAUACUUAUAAGAUAUCUAUCAUUCAACCGACUGCGGGCCAGACAGCCCCGCCUUUAAUUUGCAAAACCCCGUUGAGGACCAAGGACAUCAUGGACCACAAGAAACGAAUACGAGUUGCACAGGAGGCAGGCCGGCCUCAUGAGCAUACAGUCCGCGAACAGAACAGAAUCUUCGCGCAGGUGGUCAACCGAUAUGGCCAAGGGCUGCGCAAACUCGAAUUCAUGGCAUAUGACCUUGACAAUACUGGCGCAACGGCUCUAGCCACUAACUGUCAAUAUAUACUGACUCAUCUUGCGCUACGGUUCGAUCAUUCACACAUUCGUGAUGGGUCCAUGCGACCAGGUGCUUGGUCGAGUCCCGCGCCGGGGGGCACCGCGUGGAACUCUCUGAUUGGUAUCGGGCAACUCAAGCAUAUGGGUCCCUGCGCCUUGCAGAGCUUAGUUCUGGAGCGAGCAGGUAUCACUCCUUGGCAAUUGAUGAUGUUGGUCAAGCGAAAUCCGAGAUUGAAAGUACUGAAGUUGAGGACGUGCCGUGGCGUUCAACAAGAGUUUCUGGAUUGGCUAGGUGGUAUUGAAAGUGAGCUCGAUGAGUCAAAUAUGGACGAUGACAACCCAGCCCCAGGCGCGAAGUUGGAAGUACUCUGGCUAGAGAAUUGUCAUAAUAUACUCUUAUAUCCUGUUGAGUAUCCUUAUUUGCCCGAUGGGGUCUGCGACCUGGGUCUUGAGUGGGUGAGGCGGUUGAACAGCUUACAGUCGCUUUCAUUUAGUGAAAGUAGCAACCUGCCUCCCGAGUUCAUCAAAAGAGCAAAUGACACGUUAUGGCGGAUCCCGGAGGUGAUCCUACCCUUCACAUCAAAUGGGGAAAAGGCUCUCAUCGAAGUUGAUCCACUGUCUACAUAG
Aspergillus saccharolyticus JOP 1030-1 is the source of this 1146-nucleotide messenger RNA. Its product is annotated as F-box protein. The transcript has 2 exons. Bases 1 to 1146 code for a protein of 381 amino acids. NCBI's taxonomy places the organism in Eukaryota, Fungi, Ascomycota, Eurotiomycetes, Eurotiales, Aspergillaceae. Gene Ontology annotation, molecular function: protein binding. The record is from RefSeq and is a predicted model, not a curated record.